Molecule: messenger RNA, 1432 nt
Organism: Mustela erminea (ermine)
Lineage: Eukaryota; Metazoa; Chordata; Mammalia; Carnivora; Mustelidae
Gene: HRH4
Product: histamine receptor H4
Exons: 3
Coding region: 213-1388 (391 amino acids)
Biological process (GO): adenylate cyclase-activating adrenergic receptor signaling pathway; positive regulation of cytosolic calcium ion concentration; regulation of MAPK cascade
Cellular component (GO): membrane
Molecular function (GO): histamine receptor activity
Source: RefSeq, a predicted model, not a curated record
AGUUAAAGGGAAACUGUUAUCACAAGAUUACCUUAUCAAGAAUCAGGAAGUACAGUGAGAUCAGCAUUAGAUUUUGAAAAAUAUUGUUGUGAGUAGGAGAUUAUAUAUAUUAGGUAUUGGAUUGGAGAACAGACUUAUCAGAAUUGUCUUGCUGCAUUAAUUUGCUCUAUUGAGCUUCUUUAUCAUUUAAUGUGACACCAACUUCUAACGGCAUGAACGCAACUACUUUACCACUAAGUACUCGCGUUACUCUAGCAUUUUUAAUGGGCUUACUAGCUUUUGCUAUAAUGCUAGGAAAUGCUGUGGUUAUUCUAGCUUUUGUGGUGGACAAAAAGCUUAGACAUCGAAGUAAUUACUUCUUCCUUAACUUGGCCAUUGCUGACUUCUUCGUUGGUGUGAUCUCCAUUCCUUUGUACAUCCCUCACACGCUGUUUGAUUGGGAGUUUGGAAGUAGACUCUGUACCUUUUGGCUCAUUAUUGACUACCUUUUGUGUACAGCGUCUGUGUAUAACAUUGUUCUCAUCAGCUAUGAUCGAUACCAGUCAGUCUCGAAUGCUGUAUCUUACAGAGCUCAGCACACUGGGAACUUGAAGAUUGUGGCUCUGAUGGUGGCUGUCUGGGUGCUGGCCUUCUUAGUGCAUGGGCCAAUAAUUCUAAUUUCAGAGUCUUGGAAGAAUUCCAGCUUGAGGGUCUUGGAAAAGGAUUGUGAACCUGGAUUCUUUACCCUGUGGUACAUCCUUGCCAUCUCGUCAUUCUUUGAAUUCCUGGUCCCAGUCUUUGCUGUGGCCUAUUUCAACAUGUACAUUUACUGGAGCCUGUGGAAACGUAGCAAUCUCAGUCGGUGGCAAAGCCAGCCCACACUUACUUCUCCUGUCUCUCCCAGUAACUGUGGGUCCUCACUCACAGGUAGACUGUUUCGAAGAACAUCUCUUCCGGAACAGAAGGAAACAGCACCGUCUGCUCCUCUGAAAAGACAUGAAAGAAAGAGCAGUCUCUUGUUUUCUUUAAGAGCCCAGAUGAAUAGCAGUAUAAUUGCUUCCAAAAUGGCUUCCCUCACCCAUUCCGAUUCACUCUGUCCUCACCAAAGGGAACAUAUUGAACUGCUCAGAGCCAGGAAAUUAGCCAAGUCACUGUCCAUUCUCUUAGGCAUUUUUGCCAUUUGUUGGGCUCCCUAUUCACUGUUUACAAUCAUUCGUUCAAUCUACCCACUAGACCAGCGUCCUCACAUAGUUGGGUAUGAAAUCACAUUUUGGCUUCAAUGGCUCAAUUCCUUUGUCAAUCCUUUUCUGUAUCCCUUGUGUCACAAGCAUUUCCAGAAGGCUUUCUUGAAACCAUUUCCUAUGAAAAAGCAGUCCAUAUCAUCACAGACUCGGUCAAUGUCCUCUUAAAGGUAAUUUUAUCCUUUAUAAAAAUUUUAGUCUUAUUCUCACCU